Trichogramma pretiosum is the source of this 2115-nucleotide messenger RNA. RefSeq names its product SWI/SNF-related matrix-associated actin-dependent regulator of chromatin subfamily B member 1 (gene Snr1). Lineage: Eukaryota; Metazoa; Arthropoda; Insecta; Hymenoptera; Trichogrammatidae. Gene Ontology annotation, molecular function: transcription coregulator activity. The coding region runs from base 296 to 1405 and encodes 369 amino acids. The transcript has 6 exons. Gene Ontology annotation, biological process: chromatin remodeling; regulation of transcription by RNA polymerase II. Gene Ontology annotation, cellular component: nuclear chromosome; nucleus. The record is from RefSeq and is a predicted model, not a curated record.
GAAAUUUGAUAUUCGAAAAUCUUCUCUUUAUGCGUUGGCCAAACUGACUAUGUAGAAUGCUCUCUUGUCGCGAAUCGACGUUGGCAGCAGUGGGCAUACACACAAACAUUGUCCGGCAGUCGGCUUUUGAUUGACACAUAAGAAUUAGUGAGGUUAAAUUCUGUUGUAAUUCGCGUAUGAAGUUGAUUGUGUUGAUUUGUUUUGUGUAGUUUUCAAUAAGCAAAGAGGAUCUUACACUGGUGUAAAAAACUCUGCAUUUGUUGAUAAGGAUUCCUUAACAUUUCGGCUGUCAAAAAUGGCUCUUAGAACUUACGGCGACAAGCCUAUAAGUUUUCAAGUUGAGGAAAAUGGAGAGUACUAUUGCAUUGGCUCGGAGGUCGGAAACUAUCUCCGACUCUUCAGAGGCUCUCUGUACAAACGAUAUCCUGGAAUGUUCAGGAGAUCAAUCACAAAUGACGAGAGAAAAAAGCUCAUAGAAUUGGGUCUGAGCCAGCACGUACUUGCAUCCAGUGUAUCGCUUCUCAGAGCUAGCGAAGUCGAAGACAUCAUUGAAGGUAACGAUGAGAAGUACAAAGCUGUGUCUGUGCACUCUACCGAGCCACCGGCUCCAAGAGAAGGAAAGCAAAAAAAGAAUAUGUCAUGGGUACCCAGUUUGCCCAACAGUUCACACUUGGACGCAGUUCCGCAAGCUACUCCAAUCAAUAGAAAUAGGGUUCACAACAAAAAAGUUAGAACUUUUCCACUUUGUUUUGAUGAUACAGAGCCAGCUGCAAAUUUAGAAAAUGCAGGUCAAAAUGAACAUCUUGUGCCUAUCCGUUUAGAUAUGGAAAUUGAGGGACAAAAAUUGAGAGAUACUUUUACAUGGAACAAAAAUGAAACUCUCAUAACUCCAGAGCAAUUUGCAGAAGUUUUAUGCGAUGACUUGGAUUUGAAUCCAUUGACAUUUGUUCCAGCUAUUGCCCAAGCAAUUAGGCAGCAAAUAGAAGCUUAUCCACCAGAACAAGUAACAGAAGAACAGUGUGAUCAACGAGUAAUUAUAAAACUUAAUAUACAUGUUGGAAAUACAUCACUGGUUGAUCAAGUUGAAUGGGACAUGUCUGAAAAAGAUAAUAAUCCAGAAAAAUUUGCCAUGAAGCUUUGCGCAGAGUUGGGUCUUGGAGGAGAGUUUGUUACAGCUAUUGCUUACAGCAUAAGAGGUCAAUUAUCGUGGCAUCAGCGUACUUAUGCUUUCUCUGAAGCUCCGCUGCCAACUGUUGAAGUUCCAUUCAGACCACCAUCAGAAUCUGAUAUUUGGGCUCCAUUCCUUGAAACUUUGACAGAUGCGGAGAUGGAAAAGAAAAUAAGAGAUCAAGACAGAAAUACCAGACGUAUGCGGCGAUUAGCGAAUACAACUCCGGGUUGGUAGAAGCAGGGGUGAAUAGGUGCUUGUAAUGGAAAUAUUCCUUGAUAAGCCACCUCAAAUCAACUGAAAUGAUUGAAAUUGUCUUGCAUUCAUCAACUUUCAUGUCUUUUUGGGACUGCCACAAAUAUAAAGUAAAGAUGGACAAGUAUAUGUAAAUACUAUGUGCAAACAUUGAACGAUGAUCAUUCGAGUCAUCAAUUUUUUAUUGGAGUUUCUAUUGUCUAAUUAAGUAAAAAUUCAUUUUGAGAUGUAUUUUUCAAUUCGAUAAACGUGUAAUUUUUCUAUAAUGACAAAGUCUUGAAAAUUAGUUAUUAUGUCCAAGAGUUUUUUGUAUUAAAUAUGUUAUUGCAAUAGCUUAAAAAAACUGUCUAUGGCAAACAAUAUUGCUCAAUUAAUGGAUAAGCGUUGGACAUUCGAAUAAUGUAAUGUAACGGUAGCAACAGAUGAAACGAGUAACAUUAUAAUCUUGAAUCUAUUAGUGUAAUUACAACUAUACAAUAAUCAUUGGGACGAUUAAUACGAGCAUCUUUCGAUGCCUGUUAAGAGAAAAAAAAGAAUAUUGAUGUAUUAGAAGUUUCGAGGUGAACAGCCUGCGAAAAAUAAUAAUGCUAAAAUGUCUAGUUGCACAAAAACUUUGACUCAAUUGUCGAUUGCAUAAGUUUUUGUAUGUUAAACACGUGCGGCGCGCGCUCGAGCGCACGUCGCGACUUUAU